This is a messenger RNA of Aspergillus lentulus, 2364 nucleotides long. Its product is annotated as AFI1/MesA family protein. The record is from RefSeq and is a predicted model, not a curated record. Gene Ontology annotation, cellular component: plasma membrane. Gene Ontology annotation, biological process: actin cortical patch localization. NCBI's taxonomy places the organism in Eukaryota, Fungi, Ascomycota, Eurotiomycetes, Eurotiales, Aspergillaceae.
AUGGCCACCACUCUUCCGUUCCGACCGUCCGACGAUGCUGCGCAUCCAUUUCCUUCCGUAUCGAACCCUUCGAAGCCCAAUGGCCUGCCCCGGUUGUCUCCAUCUCCCUCGGUCGUCAAGAACAGAUCUCCCAGCAGCUCAAGAUCUUUGCGUCGGCCCUCCGGAGAUCAUCUCGCUGCCCCUCGUUCCUCCAGACCCCGACGAUGCAAGUCACAAUACCCUUUAGACUCGUCGGAGCGCCAUGUCGAGUACAUCCUCGUCGCGUCCUUCCACAUUGACCGGGGCCCGAUCAUGGAACAUCAGUAUCCGGCGCCCAUUAGCGGAGAUGAGAGCAUGCUCGCGGAAUUGAUGUUGCCGGACCAGACGCAUGUACGCAGCCAAGACUGGACCAUAUUUUUCUUGCACAAGGACACCAGUGCGGAGGGAGAGGACGGGGAUUCAACAACAGCGAAGAAAAAACGUCGGAAAGGGCGAAGGGCGGAGCAGAACCCAGACAACGAAGCGGACGACAAUAGCCAGGACGAAGAUACCGAUGCUCUCACGGAAGAGAGCAGCGACGAGGAAGACGAUGGUGACGAGGGGCCACCGUUGAUGUACGUGCUUAAUCUUGUGAAUACAAAGCAAGAUAACACAGUCAGACGAGGUGCGGUGGUCAAGGCUAUGGCAAUCUGUACACGCCAUUCAUUCCUUCAUAUCUAUAAGCCCUUGCUAUUACUCGCGCUGGAGGACUAUUUCAAGUCGCCGUACCCCGAGACUCUGGCGACGCUGUACAACGCCGUCAACGAGAUGGAUCUGUCAUUGAUGCCCAAGCUUUCGCUCCUGGAACGACAGAUUUUGCAGGCUAGUAAUGCGAAGGACAUGUUUAUCGAAAAAUUCGAGCAGAUGAUCCAGCAGCGACUGAUCGAGGAGGGAGAGCCCGUGGAAGACACCCCGCCAUCGCCCAAAAAACCCGCCCCUCGGUAUGCGCUUCCCCGCGACACCCACGAGUUCGAAUCGCGAGUCAUUUACAAUGACAUUCCCAUUCCUGUCAAAGUGCCAACUGUUAUAUGGCCCGAGAUUGUGGGAGACUUCUCUCUCAUCAAGCUCAUCCAGACGUUCUCUACUGUUCAUGCCACAGCACCUCAGCCCUUUCCGCUUCACCCGCACUUGACCACCAAUGGUUCCUAUACGCACCCGAUCAUUGUCCUUGUCAACGCCAUGCUCACCCAGAAACGGGUGAUCUUUUUGGGCCACAAUCGACCCUCGGGCGAAGUAGCAGAGGCAGUUCUGGCCGCCUGCGCUCUUGCGUCCGGUGGGAUCUUACGUGGCUUCACAAGGCAUGCCUUUCCCUAUACCGACUUGACGAAGAUCGAUGAUCUUCUGAAAGUUCCUGGCUUUAUCGCUGGAGUCACGAAUCCCACGUUCGCAAAUCAUCCCGAAUGGUGGGACCUUCUGUGCGACCUUCCCACCGGCAGAAUGAAGAUCAGCACGCACAUCGAGCCCGCCCCGGUUACGGAGGGUCUACUGUAUUUUCAACAGAGCUCUUUCCUGCAAAACUACACGCCGAGCGCCCAUCCGGAUCCCACCGGUGACAACGCCUUCAUGGAAGAUGUCCAACGGAGUAUCACUAACCGUUACGGAGAGAAUGCGAUCCGUGCGAAAUGGCGCGCAUACAUUACCAAAUUCACGCGCGUCGCGGCUGCGUUUGAGGAAACCGUGUACGGAGCUUCGAAUCUCUACAUCAUCGGGCCUAACGAGGAGCUAUCUCCGGAGAGCCCGAGUGGUGUCCAAGCCGACCCUCUGGACCCCACAACGUUACGUGGCCAUGGCUAUGUGUGGCCCGACGAGGCUACGAAGCAGCGAGAAUUGAUCGCCUCUGUGUCGCGAAUCGAAGGCUGGCGCACGACACGGUCCUACUACUCGUUUAUACAGGAUAUCGCGGCCAUGUACUACCCCGCGAGACCAAUCCAGAAACCUGACCUGCACCAUCACCAUGAUCGGCUGCGCACAUUGCGGCUAUCUCAUGCCGACGCUGGAGCCAUCUACCUUGCCUUUUCCCAUGCUGUCAAGGACUAUGCAGGCAUAUGCCAGCUUCUGACGGUGACGCCAGAAAGCCAAGCUGGUCUUUUCUACAUCAGCAUGGGCCUCUUUCACCCCAAUCAGACCGUUCGUGAAACAACAGCCGAUCUUCUAGAUCGAAUAGCUGCUCACCCCGCCGGCCGACACUUCUGGGCUCAACUCAGCCGCUUCAAUAGACUGGCGUACUUCCGAGUCCGACGGGAGAGGGAUGCAGCGCAAAGCCCUAUCUCAGGGACGGGGUCGAGCUUUGGGGCGCCCCAAUCUCUCAUUGGAAUCGCCACUGGCAAUGCCUCGAGGCGCAGCUGA